AUGGCAAUGUUUAUGGAGAUGCUCAUCAUCAACUUCAUCCCCGCUGGUGGUAAGCCCCUUUCCGCAAUGCUUAAUUUGCAUGUCUUCUCAAAAGACACAAACAACAACAAAAAGGAACUCCAUUUUCGCUACAAAUCAAAGAUUGGAUCGAAGCUUUCCAAACUGUGCACAAGGAUCAUGAAGCUUUUGUGCUUGCAUCUAAUGCCGGUGGCUACCACAAACGAAUUGAGAGUCAUCUACUUGAAGAUGGAAUGGGAUUACUAA
Molecule: messenger RNA, 264 nt
Organism: Diospyros lotus (date-plum)
Lineage: Eukaryota; Viridiplantae; Streptophyta; Magnoliopsida; Ericales; Ebenaceae
Product: 14-3-3-like protein GF14 kappa
Exons: 1
Coding region: 1-264 (87 amino acids)
Source: RefSeq, a predicted model, not a curated record